CGCAUAUUCCGUCGCCGCUCCCAGAACCACUACAGUAUACAACUUCUAGCAAGCGUGACUUCCCGACAUGGGAUGGUUGUCCUGUUAUUGCCUCGAAAAGACUGCUGAGGAGGCCUUUGUCUAGCACAUGGCUGGUGUUAUGCUAACACAUGCUGGGGAAAGCUGGGGGUCGCCAGUGGUAAAUGCGCCAGCAGCUUCAACCGACGUUCACACUGUCUCCAGAGGUCAAAAGCGGAAGAGACUACCUAGAGCACUUAUUGCGUGUGAGCCAUGCCGCCGAAGAAAACUCCGCUGUGAAGGGGACGGCCAAAAUGCAUGCAGCAGAUGUGUAAAGGCGUCAAUAAUCAGUUCUUGCAUUUACGAAAAUGUCGAUGGUACAGACCUUCGCAAAGCGUCAAGACCGGCGUCAAUUUCACGGCAAGUUGAUGGAACCAUCCUGACGGCCCCGAAUCCAACAACGGUGUCGCAUUUCACCACUACCAUCGAUAGACUCCGAGAUCUGCCUUGUGAAGGCGUGGACGACGGGUCUAUAUCAGUGUCUCAGAGCCCAGUAGGAUCACUCUUGAUCGAUAAUGAGCAGGAAGUCCCUGCCGAUCGUGAUGAUAACAGCAAAGAGCUCGGGGGCAUCAACCCUCAUACAAGAGGCACUGAAUUCUACGGUACAACUGGGGUGUUCCCAUUCCUUUCGCGCCUUCGCCAACAGGCGCAUCGGCACAAUAUGCCCUCUCAUCAACAGAAAGGCGCCUCGAUAUUCAGCUACUUGCAUAACCCCUUCUACCCGACCUCUCAGUCCGACGGUAGAUCGCCAGGUACGCAUGAGACAAAUCUAGGACUGGGAAAUCUCGAUUUUGGUUUCACCUCACCAGCGACCAGCAGCGUGACUCGUACUGCUAGAGAGGUUGACUCGGCAUUCAUUGGGCAAUAUUUCCUGUCUUUGCACCUGAUACACCCAAUUCUCGAAAAGAGGGCUUUCAUAUCUCGAUGUGAGAGGGAGUUGUGGGACGAAGGCAACAGGGUUACCAAGCCUUCUCAAGGAUUUACUGCUCUUUACUACGCUGUCCUGGCGCUUGGCGCUAUUGUGGCGAGCGAAGAGUUCUGUAGCUCUGCUCUGCCAUUGGGGUCGACCGAAAAGAACUCUUCGACGAGCCGCUCUCCGCCACUUUCGCUUCAGUAUGCGAAACAAUACUUCAGCCACGCAAAAGCCAACUUGGGCGACGUUUUCGAGGUUAGUUCUUUGGAGAGCACCCAAGCGAUGUUCCUCCUUUCCGUGUUUUGCCAGAACGCCUUGAAGCCACACAGCUGCUAUCUAUUCAGUGGUAUGGCUACAACGUCGGCUGUCGCCAUUGGCCUGCCACAUGAGAAAGGCGGGCGAGGUCCGCGGUCUGAUGAGCGCUUACGUUUGGCGGCGAGAACAUGGUGGUGCAUUUAUGCACACGAGGUCGAAAUGAGCUGUGCGUCCGGUCGCGAUACGUUUACGAAGACUUCGGCGCAAUACACUUUGCCUUUGCCAGGAAGCCACUCCUUACCCUUACAAGAAGACGAGGCUGAAGGGCAAUAUAUCAUCGCCAUGGUGACUUUGGCAAACAUUCUCAAGCAAAUAUCGGAAGACUUGUAUCAGAAUCUCCCGCCACGUCUCGAAGAACUUCGCACAAAAGCCAGUUAUCUUGAUACAGUGCUGGAGGACUGGAAGAGCAGCCUACCGACGGUUUUUUAUUUUUCUCGUCGUUCACUGACAGAACCUGAACGGGUAACCAGAUGCAAAAUUGUUCUGAAACUUCGAUAUCACAGUGCGCGCAUUCUCCUCUACAGACGCUUCGUUGAGACAUGGGCGUCCAACGACGAUAAUGCCACCAUUGGACGAGAGGUGUCUGCAUGCUUGCAGGCAGCCCGAACCACGAUUCAACUACUGUAUGACACGUAUUUGCACAACCCCUACUUCCGGACGUGGUGGUAUAACACGACCUACCUGCUCAAUGCUUGCAUGAUAGCGUUAUCUGUGAUAUUUAUGGGCUCUUGCGACACCCCUGUAUUCGAGAUCUUUGAGGACCUUGACAAAGCUCUGGAAGUGUUUGAGGUGAUGAAGUCUGUUGUGGUAGCGCGCCGCUGCGCUCAACUCACGCAAGAAGUAUGCGAAGUUGCCAAAAUCGUUUGCAGGGAGCGUGCAGCGGCCAGCCGAAGAGGAGAGGACCCUUCGAUGCCGGCUGGCGCGACACAGAGUGAUUUACAGCCUCUGGUCCCACUAGGGUUUUCAGCCACCGGAAAUGGCUCUCCAAGUGAUGUCCAUGGGGAUGCCAGCUGGCAGGACGCUUUCAUGACAAGCGUUCUAGGAGAAGGUGCUGGGGGAUUAUGUUCACUGGCCGACUUCUUUGAUUUCGAGUCUGGGGGAGUCUCCUGGAACAUGUACCACGGCGAUAUCACUGAGGCUGCUGACUACGCCGAGCCAGGAACGAGUAUUUCGUAGCACACUAUCAUUGUAAGUCAACGUGCAAGCAGGCAGUUUCUCGACCACGUCAUCACGCCUAGUUUGCAAGCUUGGGGUUCUCUGUGUUAUUUCAUCGAGAUUAAACCCUUAUGGCGCGAACCGCUAUGGGCGCUAGCGUCUGGUACUGUACAAUAAAAAUGUCGCGAGCAGCGAUUUCCUUGCCGAGGUGCUGAACUCAUCAUCACGGUAAGUGGGACUUCACAGACAGGAAACGCUCCGCUGGUGCGCCAAUCGGGUGGUCAG
This is a messenger RNA of Exophiala viscosa, 2725 nucleotides long. Its product is annotated as fungal-specific transcription factor domain-containing protein. The coding region runs from base 128 to 2461 and encodes 777 amino acids. The record is from RefSeq and is a predicted model, not a curated record. The transcript has a single exon. Gene Ontology annotation, biological process: DNA-templated transcription; regulation of DNA-templated transcription. Lineage: Eukaryota; Fungi; Ascomycota; Eurotiomycetes; Chaetothyriales; Herpotrichiellaceae. Gene Ontology annotation, molecular function: DNA-binding transcription factor activity, RNA polymerase II-specific; DNA binding; zinc ion binding.